AUGCGAAAAGAGAUUCGGUUAUCAGAUUAUCAUGAAGAUUCCAUAUGGCCAUUUCGUUAUUGGAAAAGGAGAACUCUUUCUUUAACUGAUCGUUCACGUGGACAUGUUAAUUCGACCAAUUCUCACGACAAAAUUGUUACACCAUCAGUAGUCCAAUAUCGAGUCAAUUCGAAUAGCGAUGCAUCAUCAUUUUAUGAAAGUGAACGUCGUCUAUUUACUUAUUAUACAAUCGAAGGCGAAAACGAAGAAGAAGAAGACGAGAAAAGAAAAAGAAGACGACGCGUUGGAGCUUUUUUUGUUACGCCAUGCUGCUGUUGUCUAUGCGCGUGCGGUACACUAGCAGUUGUUCUUCUAAUGGCUAUCGCAGCAAUCCUUGUUUUACUAUUGGCUCAACCGAGAAUACGAACGACGACAACAACAAGUACGGUAACAACAGCAACGACUACAAGUAACUGCAUAAUCUAUUUUAUCUCUAUCAUCGCCAUGUUUUUUCUAAAAGCUACUACAUCAACAACAUCGACUACAACAUCAUCAUCAUCAUCAUCAACGUCUUCCACGUCGUCAUCGUCCUCAACAUCUUCCACAUCGUCUACAACGACAACAACAUCCACAUCGUCGUCAUCAUCAACAUCAUCAACAUCCACUUCUACAUCAUCAUCAUCAACGACAACAACGUCUGUAACGACGACGACAACAGCAUUUGAUUCCUGUAUGAAUCUUCGUUGGAAUAAAACAGGUGCUGUCGUCGCAGGUAGUUCAUCGGGCAAUGCUGCAAACAAGUUCAAUACUCCGGCUUGUAUAUAUAUGAAUGAAAAUGAUACGUUUUAUGUUUGUGACGCUGGAAAUAAUCGAAUUCAAGAAUGGACGGAAAAUGCGUCAAGUGGUACAACUAAAGCUGGAAGUAGCAGUGGAACCGCUGGGUCGUCUUCAUCGUUACUCAAUACUCCAGUGGAUGUUUUUUUCGAUAUACACGGUUAUAUGUAUGUGACCGAUACUGAAAAUCAUCGCAUUCAACGUUUUCUUCUGAAUUCUUCUCUUGCCACAACUGUAGCAGGAACAGGUUCGAAAUCGAGUGCCUUAACAGNGACGGAAAAUGCGUCAAGUGGUACAACUAAAGCUGGAAGUAGCAGUGGAACCGCUGGGUCGUCUUCAUCGUUACUCAAUACUCCAGUGGAUGUUUUUUUCGAUAUACACGGUUAUAUGUAUGUGACCGAUACUGAAAAUCAUCGCAUUCAACGUUUUCUUCUGAAUUCUUCUCUUGCCACAACUGUAGCAGGAACAGGUUCGAAAUCGAGUGCCUUAACAGAUCUUGAUCAUCCUUCAGCCGUUGUCGUUGAUGACGACUAUCAUGUCUAUGUUCUUGAUAAGCAUAAUUCUCGAGUCGUAUUAUGGGGACCGAAUGCUACAAGUGGUACUACGGUGAUCAGUAAUAAUGCUCUGAAAAAGACAGCAGCAAUGAUUUAUGUGCCCGGUAGAUCCGACCAAGUUUAUAUUAGCGAUGAAGACAGCAACAAGAUUUAUCGAUGGUCGUUCAAUAUGUCAUUGCCGACAUCAUCACUCUCUCAAGUGAAUAGCACUACAAAUGCUUUGAAUACACCAAAGGGAAUGACUACUGAUAUGUAUGGUAAUUUAUAUGUUGCUGAUUAUGAAAAUCAUCGAAUAGUCAUGUACUGUGCUAAUUCAACUGUAGGAAUUGUUGUUGCUGGUGAUACGGGUGGCACACCUACACUAGAUAAGCCGAUGGAUAUUGCUUUCGAUUCCGAUCUCAAUAUGUAUGUUGUCGUCGAUGGCGAUAAUCAAGUUAUCAAAUUUCCACGUCGAUAA
Molecule: messenger RNA, 1824 nt
Organism: Adineta ricciae
Lineage: Eukaryota; Metazoa; Rotifera; Eurotatoria; Adinetida; Adinetidae
Source: the annotation of a GenBank genome assembly